This is a messenger RNA of Daucus carota subsp. sativus, 1608 nucleotides long. Its product is annotated as general transcription factor IIH subunit 2. Lineage: Eukaryota; Viridiplantae; Streptophyta; Magnoliopsida; Apiales; Apiaceae. Gene Ontology annotation, biological process: regulation of transcription by RNA polymerase II; nucleotide-excision repair; DNA-templated transcription. The record is from RefSeq and is a predicted model, not a curated record. The coding region runs from base 44 to 1333 and encodes 429 amino acids. Gene Ontology annotation, molecular function: zinc ion binding. The transcript is spliced from 4 exons. Gene Ontology annotation, cellular component: transcription factor TFIIH core complex; transcription factor TFIIH holo complex.
UAAAAGUAGUCCCACCCAAAAACACAGUGAUUAAGGUAUCAAGAUGUUCCAGCACAACAACAAUGGAGGAGGACACCAAUACAACACAAACACAACAAAUCAACAACAAUCCCAAGCAGAAGAAGAGGAAGAAGACAACGAUGUAGAAGGAUUAGAAGCGUGGGAGAGAGCUUAUGCUGAUGAGAGAUCCUGGGAGUCAUUACAAGAAGAUGAAUCUGGUCUUCUUAGACCAAUCGAUAACAAGACCAUUCAGCACGCCCAGUAUCGGCGACGUCUCCGCACUUAUUCCUCUUCUGCCAGGAUUCAGAAGGGCCUCAUUCGAUUUCUCUACAUCGUUAUUGAUCUCUCCAGGGCAGCUGGGGAGAUGGAUUUUCGACCAAGCAGAAUGUUUGUAGUUGCAAAACAAGUUGAAGCUUUUAUCAGGGAGUUCUUUGACCAGAAUCCUUUGAGUCAAAUUGGUUUGAUAACUAUUAAAGAUGGGGUUGCUCAGUGUUUGACUGAUCUUGGGGGAAGUCCUGAAUCACAUAUUAACGCGUUGAUGGGUAAGUUGGGGUGUUCAGGUGAUGCCUCUCUUCAGAAUGCCUUAGAUCUUGUCCAUGAAUAUCUAAAUCAAAUUCCGUCGUAUGGUCACCGUGAAGCUCUUAUCUUGUACUCCGCUCUCAGUACUUGUGAUCCGGGUGAUAUAAUGGAUUCUAUUCAGAAAUGCAAGAAAGCUAAAAUUAGGUGUUCUAUUAUUGGUCUUUCCGCAGAGAUAUUUAUAUGCAAACACAUAUGCCAGGAAACGGGGGGAUCAUACUCAGUUGCACUGGAUGAGGCACACCUGAAAGAGUUGGUGUUAGAGCAUGCACCGCCCCCUCCAGCAAUAGCAGAAUUUGCAAUCUCUAACUUGAUUAAGAUGGGUUUUCCCCAAAGGGCAGGGGAAGGUGUUUUAUCAAUUUGUUCAUGUCAUAAAGAAGCAAAAUUUGGUGGGGGUUACACUUGUCCAAGAUGCAAGGCCCGUGUAUGUGAACUACCCACCGAAUGUCGAAUUUGUGGAUUGACCCUUGUUUCUUCCCCUCAUUUGGCGAGGUCAUACCAUCAUUUAUUCCCAAUAACACCAUUUGAUGACGUACCACCCUCACUUCUGAAGAACUCACAACUCCUGCCGAAAAGUUGUUUUGGUUGCCAGCAAAGUCUGUUGGGUCCUGCAAACUUGCCCGGUCCUUCUGUUGCCUGCCCAAAAUGCAAACAAUACUUUUGCCUUGAUUGUGACAUUUACAUUCAUGAGAGUCUGCACAAUUGUCCUGGUUGUGAGAGUUUUAAGCAAUCCAAAUUGGACAGGGGUACAGAAUAGACAAUCUUCUGAGAAAUUUAGUUUCAGAAUUUUCUGUGUUGCAAAGACACGGGCACUUUAAUGGUUACAAAAAGCUUCGGAAGCUUAUUGUAUCAGUUUCUGGAUGAGUUCAGAAGUACUUAACAAUAUUGAAUAGUUGAAGCAACCAAACAACAAAGUAGAAGUAAGAUACAGUGAUUUGGCCGUUCAACACCUGAAAGUGCAAGGUCCUUGUAAAAUAUUUUUGGGUGUGCAAUUUUGAUUAUAUAUAAUUUUGUGAUAGACUUGAUAUCCAA